AUGGACGGAGAACCACCUCAGGAAGAAGAUUUCUCUCAAAUCCCUCUUGUGGAGAGGAGUCAGCAUAAGAACUGGAAAGCUAGAUUAUCAGCUUAUACUGAUGUCAUAGCGAAAUCAGCUAAAACAGCUUCCGAUACUGAUCCUUUCUUCAGACCUUUCCUAGCGGAUGGUGGUCUACUGAAGAAGUGGUGUUUAGAUUCCAAUGUAGUAGCCCAAGAGAAAGGGAUAGAAGCUGUAUUAUCGAUCGUACAGUAUAGCGGAGAGACAAGUGCAAAGAUACGGCCGGAUGUCGUCCCUGCCAUAGUCGACAAGGCAUUGGGGUCUGCCCGAGCGGGCACGAAGAAGAAGGGAAUAGACCUAUGUGCUAUGUUUGUUGAAGUUGAGAACGGUGGAGAGGGAGUGAUAGAGGACGUCAUGGUCGGUCUGAAUGCCAAAUUACCAAAAGCUGUUGCUGGUUCAGUGACAUGCAUAAGGGAGAUAAUAGAAGCAUUCGGUACACAGACGUUAGGUAAUAUCAAACCACUCCUCAAAUCGCUAUCUAAGAUAUUCGGACAUUCAGAUAAGAACGUACGAGCCGAAGGAACGUCACUCACAUUGGUAUUAUACACAUAUCUUGGACCGGCUUUACUCCCAGCUUUAGCGGAUCUCAAACCAGUUCAAAUGACCGAGUUGCAGAAAUCGUUUGAUUCAAUGGAUGCAGAUGGCAAAGGAGCGGGGACAGGUAAACCCACAAGGUAUACUAGGAAGGUUCAAAGGGAUCGAGAAGUUGCUGAGGCCUCUGGUGGAAAUGAUGAAGAAGCUGGAGAAGGUGAAGAAGAAGUCGCGGCACCUCCUAUAGAUCCGAAAUCGCUCUUGGAUCCAGUCAAUGUUCUGGCUUUGUUCCCUUCCGAUCUAAUGGAUAGAUUAGCUUCAACAAAAUGGAAAGAUCGUCUGGAGUCUCUUGAAGAAUGCACCAAAGUUCUGGUCCAACCUCAAAAUGCCAGCAUAUCAGAUUCAAACGUGGAUUCGUAUGGUCCCCUAGCCCAGAUAUUGGGUACGAAAUGCAAAUCCGAUGCGAAUGUAAAUGUGGUGAUAGAAGCUUCAAAAGUGAUUGAAGGUAUCGCUCGAGGAAUGGGAAAACCUUUUGGUCGAUUUAGGAGUGUUAUCAUGCCUGGUGUGAUGGAUAGACUGAAAGAGAGGAAAGCGAAUGUGACGGAUGCUUUGGGUAAAGCGUUAGAUGCUAUCUUUUCAACCACGUCAUUCUCAGAUAUAGUUGAAGAUGUUCUCAAUAAUCUGAAAUCGAAAAAUCCACAGGUGAAAGAAGGUACAUUGAAGUUCCUCCUUCGUUCACUUCAGACGACAACAGAAGCACCGGGUAAAGACCAGAUUAAACCCAUUGCGGAAACAUUAGUAGCGUUGUUGGGAGAUGGUGCAGAACCGGUACGGACCAAUGCAGCAGAAUGCUUAGGUACCAUGAUGAAGAUACUGGGAGAAAGAGUGUUUAACCCUUUCAUUGAGGGUGUAGGAGAAUUACAGAUGGCCAAAGUGAAAGAUGCUUUCGGAAGAGCGGAGAUCAAAUACAGAGCUGGAGGUGCUGCUAAGCCUACAGCUAAGGCACCUGGUACUGCCAAGCCUCCGGCAACGGUCAAAAAGGGACCUCCCAAACCUGUGGCUUCUGGAUCACCUCCCAUCAAAUCAUCCGGAAAGUUCAAUACAGAUGAAUUGCUGGAUGAUUUCUCUGCUCCUCCUGCGAGAGCACCACCUGCUCGAUUCGCUAAACCUGGAGCCGCAAAACCCGCACCAUCAGCGCCUGUACCACCUUCUUCACCCAAACCACCAUCAACAUCCACCAUUAAGCGACCACCACCAUCAGCUGCCGCAGGACCAUCGAAACCUGCCGCGAAACCUUCUGUCAAGCCCGCACCAACAGCAUCUUCUAAAGCUGGUCCUUCGAAGACCUUGGCUACAUCACCCUCUGAACCUGUCAGAUACCGUUAUUCGCCUGAGGAAGCCGCUGCUAUAGCAUCAGAUGUCAUACCGUCUGAUUAUCAUACCAAAUUGGCGGAUGGAGCUUGGAAGGUUAGAUUGGAAGCUGCUGAAGAGAUGGUUAAAUGGGUUGGCGAAGAGGACGGCGGAGAGAAGGUGGAUAGCGAAGUGAUGAUGAGGUUCUUGGGUAAGACGCCUGGUUGGGGUGAAAAGAAUUUCCAGGUCUCAGGAAAGCUGUAUCAGGUCAUGGGACUGAUGGCUGAGAAAUCACCAUCUUUCGGAAAACCCGCUGCUGCUUUGGUAAUCGGACACUUGACGGACAAAUUGGGUGAUAUGAAACUGAAGAAACCUGCUGGAGAUACCUUGACCACGUUUGCCGAAAAGACUUCCUUAGCUUUUGUACUUGCUCAAGGGUACGAACCUAUGACGAAGCAGAAAGCUCCUAAAGCUCAGGCUGACGCAUUGACAUGGAUCAAGCAGCAAUUGAUCGAUUUUGGAAUUGCCGGAAUACCUUUAAGGGAUUUGAUCGGAUUCGUAAAGAAUGCUCUUGGAUCUCCUAAUGCGUUGGUGAGGAAAAGUGCAACUGAGGUUUUGGUCACAAUCAGAAUAGCAGUAGGAGCAGAUAUAUCCGGAUUCUUGGAAGACUUGAAUCCGCAGUUAUUGAACACUAUAAAUUCGGAAUUCGACAAAGUAUCUUCGUCGACGCCGCCCGAACCAAGCAAGAGUCAAGCCGAUCUACAGGAAUCGUCUCAGUCUGCUGCUGGCGGAGCAGGCAAAGGAGGCAGAGGUGGAGCCGAUCCAUUGGACGAUUUGAUACCCAGACAAGAUCUCGAUAAGCUGGUGGCUUCUACUUCGGUAAUACAGGACUCGAAGAGCGAUGCCUGGAAGACCAGGAAGGAAGCUUUCGAAGCUCUCAAUGCAGUGUUGGAGAUCAAGAGUAAUAAUAGGUUAAAACCGAAUAUGGGCGAAAUUGGCGGAGUACUCAAAAAAGCAAUGGCGGAUACCAACUUAUCGGUUAAGAUGCUAGCGCUUGGCGUUAUCUCCAAGGUCGCUACCGGUAUGGGUCAACCCUUUGAAAAAUACCUCAAAUUGCUAGUAGCACCCGUUGCUAGUGUUUGUGCAGAUCAGAAGGCACCCACUCGAGCGGCAGCCUUGGCUACUUUGACUGCUAUGGCCGAUGCUACUGGAGGAUUAGAUCAUAUGUACACUGGUCUCGGAGCGAGUUUAGAAUCUACCAACCCGGUUCUUAGAGCCACAGUGCUCGGAUGGCUUGCUGCCCGUGUCAAAGAAGAACCGCCUUCCCCCAACGCUGACCUGUCACCACUCGCGGGUCCAAUCAUCACUUGUCUCGAAGAUCGAAAUGGAGAUGUCAGAAAGGGAGCCACUGCAGUCCUACCGUUCGUUGUUGCCAGCGCAGGAUUCGACUAUGUCAUGGACCAAACAUCAAAACUUAAACCUGCUUCCAAAGCUACUAUCGUCCCGCUCAUCAACAACGCUCGAUCGAACGCCCCUACAUCCUCCUCAGCACCUGCCAGUAAAGGCCCUGCACCUAGCGCGGCUUCCUCAAGGGGAGUGGCUACUCCAGCCGCAUCAAGAGUAGCCAAAUCUUCAGCAGGUCUACGUUCGGCACCUGGAUCUCCUGCUCCUUCAACUGUCCCUUCCCUGCCGAAACCUUCAGCUGUUCCCGCUCGGUCCAUGGCUAUGAAAGCUUUAUCGUCCGUUCCUUCUUCCAGGCCUAUGUCAUCACUCUCCCAAGGUGAUGAUAGACCUUCCGGUCUACCAAAAUCUCGUAUGGCUUUGCCUCGACCUGCAUCCUCUGCUUCCCACACGCCAUCAAUAGCAUCUUCUACUCCACCUAACGCCAAAACCACCCCUUUCUUACACAACGAUUCUGCUCCCCGUACAACUCGUCUGAAGAGAGACGCUACCAGGUGGGUCUUGGAUCCUUCGCCCAAAGCGUCAUCCGAUCUCAGUGAAUAUCUUCAGCAUCAAAUGGAACCUCAGAUAUCACCUGAAUUGUUCUCCCUGCUGUUCAGUAAAGAUCACAGAGCAGAAGAAGAUUACAUGGCGGGUUUAUCGAUAAUAUCCGAUUUCUACGAUGUCACAGCUGCUUCGACCUUCAAUUUAGAAGAAGAUGAAUUACAAGGUAUACAGUUAGCAAAUGUUGAUCUGGCAUUGAAGUAUGCUGCACUGAAGUUAUUGGGAAAUAACACGCAGUUGGCGAAUCGAUGUUUAGAAUCAAUGAGCAAUAUAGUAGAGUUGAUGCCUAGGUAUAAUGAGAGGUUCUCUGACGCAGAGGCAAAAUUAUUCGUACCUGCUCUUGUAUUUAAGCUUGGAGAUGCCAAAUUCGGACCUAAACUCGCACCGAUAUUUGAAUCACUCGAUAAAGUCAUUGCUGGAUCUCAGGUCGUGGCAUUACUAGUACAAUAUGGUUUGGAAGAUAAAUCCGCGGGUAAAACGUGCAAGAAUGAAUCGCUCGCACUCAUUGAAAAGGCCUAUAAGAAACGAGGAUCGAUCUUGAGAACGAGGGAAGACAGAGGAUUCUACGAGACUAUCGCCAGGUGUAUAAGUGAUAGUGGAACGAGGAAUGCUGCUUUGAGCGUGAUGGCUUUGCUACAGCUGCAAGGUGAAUCGAAGAGUCUGGCAGUAGUUGUCGAUUCGAUGCCUCAAUCGUCAAAGGACAUGCUCGCCAAUCGAAGGUCGACGAUGGCCGCUAGUCGAUCUGGUAUUCCAAACCCUCUUGUGGCCAAAGUAUCAUCAGACUCGAUACCGGAAGGUUCACCCCGAUUGAAACGUCCUACCGGCCUUGCGACUCCUUGUGUAAAUCAGCUACCUCGGGAAACCGCCGCUGAUUCACCAAGAGCAACCGUAUCACCCGCUUCGAGAUUACCUAGGUCUGCCACCGGUUCUCCAUCUCACCAUCGGACUAUCCCCACUCCCUCUGGGAUGCCGAGACCAGGCGGUAUUCCACCACGUGCGCAGAUACCGUCAGCAGCGACAUCUCGACUGGCGAGACCAGCAGGCGAUGUGUUUGGAGCUCCCAACGGUCGAUCUGCAGCAUUGCAACCUUUGGCUAGACCACCCCCACCUCGGUCCAGUGGACCGGACGUCAUCAAAGCCAUCAACGAAAUACGGCAUGAUGAUCUCGAUAGAUGCGUUGACGCCUUGAAGAUCAUACAGCAUAUGUUAACUACGACACCCGAACUGUUCAUCGACAACGUCGAAACUCUUUCGGAUACAUUGAUGGACGAGAUGGAAUUUGCGUUCACACCACCUGAGAACCUUCACGAACCUAAGUACUUCAGAGUGGUCAAGCAUCUCAUCCAGAGUUUCUCGGGCUUAUCAUCCAACCAAGAUCUAAUGAAGAGAUUAUCUUACAGUCAACUAUACAGCGUAUUGAACUGUUUAUCACUACGGUUAGUCCAGGCUGAUAAAUUAGGAGGAAACAUUCAGGACAUGUCAAGAUUCUUCAACUUGGUCUUAGUCCAAUGUCUAUCUACCCCUGAUAGACUAUUGGUAUUCAAAGUGAUGUUUAAAUUACUCUUAGAUCUCACGCAGGACUUCUCAACAGAAAGGAUCAAACCUGAUAACGAACGUGCCAAUCACCCUGAUUUGGUGAUCAAAUGUUUAUGGAAGAGAUGUAAGAUCCUAGAUGAUGAUUUCAGGUCAAACAGAUUGAAACCUGGUCCAUUGCUUGCUGUGUUGGAAGAGUUUCUUCAAGGUGUUGGACCAUCGGAAUAUAGGAGACGAGCCGCUGAGGGGAUCGCUUUGGGUGAUAUGCCGCUGAGAACUGUUAAGACGAUCAUACAGAAGAUGCUUGUAUACACCCAAGAAGCUGGAUUGGAAGUGUAUGAUAUACUUCUCAACCAAUUUGGAGAUGAGGCCGCUUCGACUAUCGUAUACACCUAUGUUUUCAGAUUAGCCGGAAGAGAGAGUGCCAAACCAGUGAAAACACCUUUAGUGCCUGUAUCUGAACAUGAUCGACCUACCUCAGCUGCCAGUCAUAACACGGCUACUUCCUUACGCUCAGAACGACCUGUCUCGUCUUCUACCACGCCAACUCUGGAAAGUGCUCCUGCGGUGGAGCGGGAAGAGACCGAAGCUGAGAGGUUGGUGAAAAAUUUGAGGAGUGAGAAUCAGGCCAAGAGCUUGGACGGUCUAUACGCUUUCAUCAAAUCUCGACCUGAUGCAGAGGACGAGGUCAAUGCUGCUAUCGCUGCUCACCUUACUCCCACUUUCCAAACAUACGUGAGGAGGAUGAUCGAGCAGAGGAAGAACAAUGAUAAUCCUUCCCCAGCACGUGGAGGAGUGACCUCCCCUAUUCGAUCACCUUCCCGACCCGAAUCGAUGCCACCUUCCCUCAAACCUCUAUCCAACUCUCAUGCACCACCGCGUCCCCGUCAAUCGAUUGGUGGACCCAGACCCUCAAGUCUAGCUAUCAAUGUCGAUAAGAACUUACCUUUAGAUGAUCAAUUAGCGCAAUAUAAGAACCUGUUUAGAAAUCAAGCUUCGUUGAAUCAUUCGAAUUCAGAUAGUCGUGAUGGAAGUGCUAGCCCGCCGCCUGCAGAUGGAAUAGGGAAAGAGAACAAAGUUUUGGAUGAGAUACAGAUACAGCCGAGGGAUGGGAAUGAUGUGACAAGAGCUCCGAGAGCUAGUGAUGUAGAUUAG
Molecule: messenger RNA, 6633 nt
Organism: Kwoniella botswanensis
Lineage: Eukaryota; Fungi; Basidiomycota; Tremellomycetes; Tremellales; Cryptococcaceae
Exons: 19
Coding region: 1-6633 (2210 amino acids)
Biological process (GO): microtubule polymerization; mitotic spindle organization; establishment or maintenance of microtubule cytoskeleton polarity
Cellular component (GO): spindle pole body; kinetochore; spindle pole
Molecular function (GO): microtubule plus end polymerase activity; microtubule plus-end binding
Source: RefSeq, a predicted model, not a curated record